Molecule: messenger RNA, 603 nt
Organism: Aspergillus tanneri
Lineage: Eukaryota; Fungi; Ascomycota; Eurotiomycetes; Eurotiales; Aspergillaceae
Exons: 2
Coding region: 1-603 (200 amino acids)
Source: RefSeq, a predicted model, not a curated record
AUGCCAGUUUACCUACUCUACGGAUUUCGCUGGCCUCGUGCCGGCUUCACAGGAAUCCGAGUCUACAUCGUUUUGCAUAAUCUGGAAGAAGCGACAGCAGAAUAUCUUCAACAGCCAUUAACCACACAGCUCCUCGUCGAGUCAUUCAACAAGACGGAACCGAGUAUCGUGUCCCGUCUCCCCGACAUGCAAUUCAUCGAGCAGUACGACCCGGAUGAUACGAGUGAGGAGGCUGUUAGCAAAUCUCACGCGUAUGUCGCAGCUAAGGUGAUCACGAUGCCUGAUGUUGGUAGCCCAGGGGCUUGUCUUAGCUUUGAUGCCGAGGAGCUAGUCAAGGACUCGGGGCUGGAUCAGGACGCCUCGGAAGCGUUAGCGGAAAUGCGCGAUAAAUAUGCUGCGGGGGAGAAGAUCGGAUGGUAUAUUGUGUACAAUGGAGACCCGGAGAGGUAUUUCCCUCCAGAUGAAGAUGAAGAGGAUGAUCAUAGCAUGUACGAUGAUCAUGAGGAGGUGGAAGUGAAUGGAAGCGAACGUGGCACUUCGUCCCGACCGCCGUCUACCCCUACUGCGAUACUGACUCGUCUCUUCUCCAAAAAAUCACACUGA